AUGGUUUCCAGGUGGAGAAAAGACCAAAUCCUGAUCCUUUGUCUCUUUCCUUUUGGGUUUCUGACCGUUUUGAUUUUUAGUCAUUUGGUUAAACGAUCUGGGCAUAUCUUAAGGGAUGUAAGAUUGGUUUGUGAUGGCCGGAAUUCAACUCGGUCUAAUCGGCGGCAUGAUCACCACAAUGAUAAACAAAAAUCUAACAACAAUCAACCCGAUCAAAGAAAAGAUCAACUACCGGAUUAUGUUGAUAGUUUGAAUACGGCAGUAAAAAACAAUGAUAUUAUGGGUAAAGAGGUCUUGCUAGAUCUUAAAAGAUAUGUUGAUUCUAUCUUUACCGCUGAUAAUGCUAUGGCUUGUACUGUAAAUACUGAUGAGAAAGAGAUAGCUUUUUUCGUGAAUGAACGUGUCAAGAUAAUCAAUGAUUUAAGUCCUGCUAGUAUCCAUAAAAUCAAUUUCUAUCUUUCUAAUCGGAAUGUAACUACAAUUAUCUACUUGAGCAGACUUAAAGAAAAAGCAAUCUUACUAUCUAAUGUUGAUUAUCUUUAUUGUCGGCAGAUAAUAUUUAGACGUCAUGAAAACGCCCCUGCUAAUCCUCCUUUGUACUGCCAAGCUUGGUAUUUGCUUUAUAUUAUUUCUUUGAUUCGUAGAGUUGAUAGUAUUGUGUUUGAUUUCAAUGGAGUAGUCUUCAUUGACACGGGUCUACUGUUUGAUCCAUACAAAAAGGAUGAAUUGGUGACAAAGAUAUGUAGAAUGGCUACUUUUAGGCCUAAGAAGAUUCAUUUUUACGGAGUAUCUCAAUGGUUGUUUUGUAGUAUUAUCUCGUGCUUUACCUAUCUGGCAGUUUCAGAAAUAACAGAGCUGCAUAUUGUUGAAAGCUAUAUUGAAUCCAUAGACAUACUUAGUUCGUAUGUCUGGACCGAUCUGUCUAAGUUUUCCUUGUGUAAUGCUCCUCAUCUGCAAAGACUUGACUUGUCUUUCUUGUGUACAGUUGACCGGCCAUUAGCCUUCUUUAAACUUGAAGGAUUAGCACUGCCUUCCCAUCACAGGCCAGCGUCUAGAUCUGUUUUUUAUCUAAAGGCCAAUUUGGCUGUCAUUGACGUUCUUGUUUGGUUCAAGAUCCUUCGCCAAUUUAUCGCUGUUGAAUUAACCAUUCACCGGGUGCUAUUGUUCACCAUCCAUUCUCUGGAGCAGGCGGAGUCUGAUAUUCACGAGAUAAUCGGUAAGAAACUUAUUUGCCCGGAUAGUUUUCGGCCCAUCUGUCCAAUUACUGUAUGGUUCGUUCGGCAGUACAUUAUCAGCUCGCCACAACCUUGGUCUCAGACACACAUGCAAAUUGCUGCUUUAAUUGACUCCACGAUUAGCAGUGCAUGUUUGCCCACAAUCAAAUACUAG
Messenger RNA from Nematocida homosporus, 1389 nucleotides. RefSeq lists its product as uncharacterized. NCBI's taxonomy places the organism in Eukaryota, Fungi, Microsporidia. The record is from RefSeq and is a predicted model, not a curated record. The coding region runs from base 1 to 1389 and encodes 462 amino acids. The transcript has a single exon.